CCUUCUUUCUUUCUUUCUUUCUUUCUUGGCUCUGGUAUUCCCUGGUGUGAUUCUCCACCAUAUUUGUAAAGACCCAUCAAACUUUAUUAAAGAAAAAAAAAAAGGAGAGAAAAAAAAACAAAAGAUAGAUCAAAAACCAUGGUUUUCUCAUCCAUUCCAGUAUAUUUAGAUCCUCCCAAUUGGCACCAGCAGCAAAAUCAUCAUCGACUAGGAAGCGGCGGCAACAGCAGCGAAACACCCCAGCUUCCGCCACUGCCUCCACCACCACCUCCUCAUGUCGGAGUCGGAGGCGGUAGUGGCGGUGGCAUCGGCUCGAUCAGGCCUGGUUCGAUGGCUGAUCGAGCCCGACUAGCGAAGUUACCACAGCCAGAAGCGGCUCUUAAGUGCCCGAGAUGCGAAUCCACCAACACAAAGUUCUGCUACUUCAACAAUUACAGCCUCACUCAGCCUCGCCACUUCUGCAAGACAUGUCGGCGCUACUGGACUAGAGGUGGUGCCCUUAGGAAUGUUCCGGUUGGAGGAGGAUGCCGAAGGAACAAGAAAAGCAAAAGCAAUAACCGAUCGAAAUCUCCGGUUUCCACCGAAAGACCAAUGGGUGGUUCCAGUUCAACAAACCUAAUGAUUAAUCCUAGUGGCUCCGAUGUAGUUUCCCGUUUACUCCCGCCGCCGCAGCAAAAUCAAUCUUCUUCCUUCAUGCUUUCGAUACAAAAUCAUCUUUCUAGGUUCGCCGGUGGUGGUGGUGGUGGUGGAAACUUGGGGUUAAACUUCAGUGAGAUCCAAGUUCCUGGUGAUAUUGGGUUCCCGAUGGGAGGUAAUUCAGGUGGAAACAAUGUGAUGUUACCGGGUGGAGAAGCGGAUCAAUGGCGAUUGCAGCAAUUUCCUCCUCUAAUGGGUAACGGUUUCGAUUCGUCUUCCUCUUCAGGUCUAUACCCAUUUCAAGUUGGUACUGAAGGAGUUGUUGAACCAGUACUACCUCCUAUGGUUGGAGAGAGUCAGCUGAUUAGAAACUUUUCAUCGUCUAGGGUUUCGCAGAUUAAUAAUAAUCCUCCGGUGAAAAGGGAAGACAAUCAUCAGGGUUUGAAUCUAUCAUCAUCAAGACCUACUCUGAAUGCUAUUUCGGAAAAUAAUAAUCAAUUCUGGGGUGGAAGUCCAUGGUCCACAGAUAUAUCAGGUGGUCUCAACUCUUCUUCUUCUUCAAGUCAUCUCUUGUAAGUUUUUUGAUGAAUAAAAAGGUUUCGAAACGAGACGAUGGAUGGUAACCAAAUGCAACAACAACAACAACAACGACAAUCUAUCUGAUCGUUUUAGAUCAGAUUGAAGGUAUCCAAGAAAAUAUGGUAGAAAUUUGGUGUUUUUUGUAUUAGAAUUUCUUUUGUUUUGGUUUUACAGUAUUGUUUAAUUUUAACUUGUAAUAUUUAUUUGAAAGUGUCAUGUAUCGUAUGGUGUUUGCUUGCCUUAAAGAACCAGAACCGUGUGUGUUAUAAGUUAAUUAUGAGCGAGCUUGUGUUAAA
Messenger RNA from Ziziphus jujuba (common jujube), 1511 nucleotides. Its product is annotated as dof zinc finger protein DOF2.4. NCBI's taxonomy places the organism in Eukaryota, Viridiplantae, Streptophyta, Magnoliopsida, Rosales, Rhamnaceae. Bases 139 to 1212 code for a protein of 357 amino acids. Gene Ontology annotation, molecular function: DNA binding; DNA-binding transcription factor activity. Gene Ontology annotation, biological process: regulation of DNA-templated transcription. The record is from RefSeq and is a predicted model, not a curated record. The transcript is spliced from 2 exons.